Astyanax mexicanus (Mexican tetra) is the source of this 2368-nucleotide messenger RNA. It is a transcript of the gene ero1a, whose product is annotated as endoplasmic reticulum oxidoreductase 1 alpha. Gene Ontology annotation, molecular function: protein-disulfide reductase activity; FAD binding; thiol oxidase activity. The record is from RefSeq and is a predicted model, not a curated record. NCBI's taxonomy places the organism in Eukaryota, Metazoa, Chordata, Actinopteri, Characiformes, Acestrorhamphidae. The transcript is spliced from 15 exons. Gene Ontology annotation, biological process: protein folding in endoplasmic reticulum. Gene Ontology annotation, cellular component: endoplasmic reticulum membrane; endoplasmic reticulum.
CAGGAUCUGCUGCUUCCUCAGAUCUGCACUGAGGUUCAUCACGACCAGCAGCACCAUUAAACCAGUUCACUGAAGCCUGAGGAGCAACUGGGAGCUCUAAGAUUUACACCACAGUGAAAUGAAUCGGUUCGCGCUGCUCUCGGUUCUGUUCACCCUGAUCCCUGGAAGUUUGGCUGCGUGUUUCUGUACAGUUACAGGUAGUCUGGACGACUGCGCCUGCGAUGUGGAGACUAUCGACACCUUCAACAACCAGAAGCUCUUCUCCAAACUGCAGAACCUGCUCUCCUCAGAUUACUUCAGAUUCUACAAGGUGAAUCUGAACAACCCGUGUCCGUUCUGGACGGACAGUGGACACUGUGGACUGAGGGACUGUGCUGUUAAACCCUGCACUGCUAGUGAGGUGCCGGAGGGGCUGAAAUCCAGCUAUAAGUACUCAUUAGAGGCCAGCGAACACACAGAGGAGUGUGAAAUGGCAGAGAAGCUUGGAGCUGUUAACGGCUCUCUGAGUGAUGAAACCCGGCAGGCUCUAUUGGAGUGGAACAGGCAUGAUGACGAGGCAGACCGCUUCUGCAUGCAUGAUGACGAGGACUCUCCUCAGGCGCAGUAUGUGGAUCUGCUGCUGAAUCCGGAGAGAUAUACGGGGUAUAAGGGUCCUGAAGCCUGGCAGAUCUGGAACAGCAUCUACGAGGAGAACUGCUUUAAACCUUACACUGUUAAAAGACCACUGAACCCUCUGGUGUCGAGCGCUGGUGAGUAACACUGGAGGGGUUUCUACAGCUGGCUGGAGGAUCUGUGUGUGGAGAAACGAGCUUUUUUCAGGCUGGUUUCAGGACUACAUGCCAGUAUCAACGUCCACCUGAGCGCCCGCUACCUGCUGGACGAUAACUGGUUUGAGAGGAAGUGGGGUCACAACGUCUCCGAGUUCAAGCUGAGGUUUGAUGAUGAUCUGACGAAAGGGGAGGGGCCUAAGCGGCUGCGUAAUCUGUACUUCCUGUAUCUGAUAGAGCUGAGAGCUCUGGCUAAAGUCCAGCCGUUCUUCCAGCAGCCCUCCUUCAGUCUGUACACGGGUCAGCCCGAGCAGGACCGCGCCAAUAAACACCUGCUGCUGGAGCUCCUCCACCUGGCCAGGUCGUUUCCGCUGCACUUUGAUGAGACCACACUGUUCGCUGGAGACAAGAAAGAAGCGGCUCAACUAAAAAACGACUUCAGACAGACGUUUAGGAACAUCUCCCGGAUCAUGGACUGUGUGGGCUGCUUUAAGUGCAGACUGUGGGGUAAACUGCAGACGCAGGGUUUGGGUACAGCUCUGAAGAUCCUGUUCUCUGAGAAGCAGAUCGAGACUCUGCCUCAAUCCAGCAGCUCCAGACCCUCAUUCCAGCUCAGCCGGCAGGAGAUCGUCUCACUUUUUAACGCCUUUGGGAGAGUUUCGACGAGUAUCAGAGAGCUGGAGAACUUCAGGACGCUGUUAUCUGAACUUAAACAAGAGCUUUAACCCGCAGCAGGUCCAGAUUCCUGUUAUUGCACUAUUCCUCACUGUGGACCACUGACCUAAAUCCUGCCACCAGAACCACCAUGAGAACCAUGAUGAGAACCACGGAAACCACCAGAACUGCCACAAUUGUCAGAACUGUACACUGUACACUAAAACUUGAAGCCCCUCAAAGAGUCAAGCACUUUAAUUUAUAUACAGCUCUGGAAAAAAAUGAGGAGAUCACUUCAGUUUCUGAAUCAGUUUCUCUGAUUUUGCUAUUUAUAGGUUUACGUUUGAGUAAAAUGAACAUUGUUGUUUUAUUCUAUAAACUACAGACAACAUUUCUUCCAAAUUCCAAAUAAAAAUAUCGUCAUUUAGAGCAUUUAAGUGCAUAAACCAUAAAAGCCAUAAUAUAAAUAAGAAAUCAUGGUGAUCAUGUCUCAGGGAUCCAAAUUAAACUUAAAUCAUGUGUUUGUUUUUCUGUAGUUUUCUGUCUGAUACUUCUAGGUUAGACAAACUGUAUAGAAUCCAGGUAAAAAUCCACAUUCAACCCUAAUAAAAAAGUCUAAAAAAUCUCUUUACUUAAUUACCUUAACCCUAAAAAAAAAAACCUUAAAUCCUAAAAAAUUAAAUAAAAAACACUUUUUGCAAUUCAAGUCAAGUCAAUUUUUUUAUUUAGAUACAUUUUUAUAACAUUCCUGGGGGUGUGAUAUAUGUAUAUGUGUUUUUGAUGUGUUUCUAUAAUGUAAAUCUGACUGUUGUUCUUUAUAUCUUUAUACUGAAUCAGAACUUGUCAGCUUGUCACUGUUUCAGAUCUCCAUGAUAAAUGGGCCAAUAGAAAUGCUUUAUAAUGACUUGGAAUAAAAAUGUUUUACAUUGACUUUCAUUGAAAGAUAA